AUUAGCAUUGGGUCUUGUGUUCUGAUAAAGGCACAAUGUACGCUGGUCAUUAGUGCAGUCGAUUCGUGUAAGGCAUGAAGAAAACUCAAUACCACGUUCCUGUUCCAACUUAAAAAUCUCAAACCUCUUUUUUUUUCUAAUAUCAGUAAUUUAAAAAUACAAUACAUAUACUUUUAUUAUUUCAUUAAAUUUUUCUUAUAAGAAAUAUCUGUUAUUCUAGUUCUUUUUGAAAUAAUUUAAUGUAUAAAAUAUAAUAGGUAUUUAUAAAUUACAUUUUUGUCUGUUCACACUACAAGUUCAUUAUUAUUUCGUUGAAUACAUUGCCGAAUGAUGCGAUUCUAUUUAUUGUCCGUGUUCCUAUUUCAAAUAGUGUAUAAUGUGCACACGAUUCCCCAAGACUUUGUUUACUUGACAAGAGGAUUCUAUCACGCAUCUAAUGGACUAAAACCGUCAUGCCAGAGGUAUAUAAAUAAUAAAUAGGUACAAAAAUCUACAAGAAUCUUGAAAUAUAAUAUUUAACUUAGCAUAGUUAUAGUAGUAACAUUUGUUAAACCUACACUACCUAACAACAUAUAUUUUGAGACAAUAAACAAAUAGGCACCUAACCUAACCUAACCAAUUACCUAAAUAUAUAGAUUGAAUGUAAUAUUGAAUUAAUUUAAAAUGUAACCAGAUCGAAUUAAAUUGUAAAGUAAUGGUUUACAUUUAUUUCUGUCUCGCUCUAUUAAGUUCCAAUGAUCAUACAAGUAAACUGCAAUAUUCAAUAUAAUAAUAUUUUCUAUUGUUAUUUAUCGGUAAACACCCCCGUAGUAAUAAACAAAUAUUUUACGCAAAAAAAAAUUAAGGUUAAAAAUUAAAUUAUUUUGCAAAUUGAAUAUGUUUUUAUCAAUACAGUCUUUAAGUUUAAAUAGAGGAUCAACUUAAAAAUCAAAAUUAACAUAAACAUUUUAUUUCCUGAGAAUGAAGUCUAUAGCCAUGGGGGGGGACAAGAGAAGCAUUGCUCCCCUAGACCUAAUCGCUUCCCUUCCAAUAAGUAUUUAAUGUGUGUGCCUACAUUUGUAGUUAAUAUUGUUUUUUUUCUAAUGCCCCCCCAAAAAAAAAAAUGUGGUUUUCCCAACUGAUAAUUUGGUCUGACUACGGUCCUGCUAAGAAUACAUACCCUAAGAUAGAUAUAAAAUAGAUCAAAAAUAAGUUUAUUUCUUAGAUUUAACGUUGGUUCCUUAAAAUAUGUUAUCAAUAUACGUACGUAUAAAAAUAUGUAAACAAAUGAUUAUCACUUUUAAAUCAAAAAUUGAUAGGUACAUACUUAUUUUAUACUAUGAUAUUGAGAAUGAAAACGUUAAAUUGAUAAAACCUAACAAAAAUAUGUGUGGGUAAAUAGGAAAUAGUUACAAAAGUAAUUAAUAUUUCCAGGUUUAAAAAUACACUAUAACUUAAAGCUGAGCAGUAACUAGUUACAAAGUUACAAACAUCAGUAACUUAAUAAUUUUUAAGUUACUUUUAGUUUUCUCGUAAUUUGUAACUUAUCGAGUUACUUUUUUACUAGAAUCAAAAAAAUGACAAGUUAAUUUUCAUAAUUUUAUCACAAAUGUCUUGUAACUCAGAAUAAUUUUUUCUAAGGGAAUUGAUAUAAUACCUAUCAUACUGAAAGAAAAAAAAACUAUUUUUACGAAGGUUCAUAAAUCUCGAUUUUUACAUAAUACAAUAUGAUAAGGAUAACAUUUUGAUAACGUACUGUUACUAUGGCAAAAUCGUUUCCAGCACCCAUUCAUGAAGGUUAUCUUAUCUAUUCCUUCGAAAGCCGGUCAUCUGAAGUGAAUACGUGAUGGCUUAUUAAUAUUUUUAAAUUGAUGAAGUGAUAAAGUGAUCUGAGUUAUAUAGGUAAUUUAACAAUAUUAUUAUACAACAAUUACCCAUAUUUCAUAGUAAUUAUACGUCUAAUACAGUUAACAAUGGCUGAGCCAACACUAAAAUGAUCACACUUGGCAAGUUUUUUUCUAAUAAAGCAGUAAUAGUAAUUUUAAAAACUUUUAGUAAGGCAAACUAUAACUUACAUAUUUUUAACGAGUAACUUUUAUAACUACUAGUAUUUAAUAAAUAAAAGCUAAUUAAAAAAAAAUUAAAAGUAACUUGUAACUUUUUAACUUUUACAUUUUUUAUUAGUAACUAAUUAUUUAACUAGUUACUUUUUUUUAUCAAGAAACUUGUAACUUAACUUAGUUUAUUAAUUAAGGAAUGUAACUAUAACUUACUCAGUUACUUAAUUAAAUUUGAAUAACUUGUCCAGCUUUGCUAUAACUUAUCUAUAAAGUUCAAACAAAUUUUCAAAUAAUGAGCAUAUUUUAUGCGAUAAAAUAAUUUUAUAAAAAUAAUAUUAAAUAUGCUAGAACUGUAUCGUCUAUACUGCGUGGAAAUAAAUUAACUUAAACAAUUUUAAGUGAACAAAUUGUUAAAUAAGUAUAUUAUUCAGCGAGACCUCGAACAUAAUGUUUGACAUAGUAACAUUUUAUCGAAUUCGUUAAAAAUAAUUACCGAGUAUUGUCUAAUAAUUGUGAGUGACAGAAUUUAACAAAAUAAACUUUCAGAAAAAAAAACAUGAAAAUUGGCAAAAAAAAUUAUGUAAAAUAAAUAUAUUUGAAUAGAUAGUUCAGUUUACCUACACUAUUAAGGUCAGAUAUAUUAUCUUUUAUUAACUUAACGAUAUUUUCGUAAUACUGGUUAAUAAUUAACAAUUUUAUAGACAUAAUAUAAUUGUACUUAUUAAAAUUAAAAUGUUAAAAAUACCUAUAAAUGUAUUUAGUUACAAUAAUUCGAUUGUUUUGUUUAUUUGUUAUUAUUAGUUAGUUUUAAAACAUAAGUUGAAUAUUCGAAAGUCAUAGACUUAAAUAAUAAAUUAGUCGAAACAUUUAUUUAACUAAAAUAAUUAAUAUAUGUAGGUAUAAUUAGUAGUGGCGUAAUUAUAGGGCUAGAAUAUGAAGGGGGGGCAAUAUUUUGUCCUAAAAACACAUGAACGGACAAUUUUUUUUUGUAAAUACUAUUAAUGCUAUUAUUUUAUUAUUUUAUUAUACUGUACAGUAUAUACUUCAUUUCCAUUAAAAACAUCAAAACAAUCAUAUCUACUAUAUUUGACUUUAGAGCUAAUUCAUUUAGAACAUCCUCUGGAACUACCAACACUUUUUUAAAGGACGCCUGCAAUAUUGUCAAUAAUUACAUCUAAUCGAUUUUAACAUUUGUUGUCUUUAACCAUAUUAUAUAAAAAGUUAUUAGAUGUAUUAAACUAACCUGAGAUUGUUGUAAACAAUUAAAGAUAACAAAAGUAAUUAUUUAAUUUUCGCCAAAACGAUUACCUUCUUUCUUUCAAAAUUAUUGAUGUACUACAAACAAGAAGAAAAUUCAGACAGUCCUCCCCCUUUUCUAAUGAUUACACUACUUAUCGAUAGCUAACUAAUCUCAAUGUCACUGUAAUAUAAUAUACUGCUAAUAUAACUAUAAUAUAAAUUAUAAUUCGUAACUUAUAAGUAAUUAUGGUUACAUGAGUAAUAUUAAAAUUAAUAUUAGGAAUUACUUGAAAAUCUCAUCCUAAUUGGUCCAAGCAUAAAAUUCAUACCUACAUAAUAUUAUGUUAUACUUGUAAUUUUGCAAUAAAUAUAGGUACUAAUGCUCAUAGUUAUAUUUUUUUUAAUUUUAUGAUUUCAAUUAAUUCAUUAAUGAUUCAAUUCUUGUAUACGUAAUAGUAAUAAUAUCAAUUUAUUUAUGACAUGUUAAAUUAGUUUUUAAUUUCUUACUAUCAUAAAUCAAGUUCGACAUAGUUUUAUGAUAAAUAAUAAGAAAACAGAGUUUACUUUUUAAAAUAUUGGUAAUAACAAUCAGCAUAAUAGUAUAUUAUUGGUGCCUAUUUAAAAGAAACGUAGCAAAUUCACUCUGGAGAAAUAUUUUCCAAUUGUAUUUAAGUACUAUUAUAUUUUGUAAAAUCUCAAUAAGAUCCCUUUGAAAUUAACCCUCAUUAACAAUUUGUUUCAUCAAUUGUAAUAUGUUGUAUAUUCUUGUAUAGGUACCUAACCGCAUUUAUACGCAAUAUGUUGUAUAAUAUAUAAUUAACAUCGUGAUUAUAACUUCAAGAAAAACACGACUAAUGCCUAUGAUAAACUAAAGUAGGUACCUAAUUAAGUUUAUCGAUGGGAUUAAAGUUCGUAUGACCUGAUAUCAGUUGCGUUACUUGUAUUACAGAGAGAAGGUAUUACUAAAUAGUAAAUACUGGCAAUUAAGAUUUAAUAAAAACGCUCAAUCACACAAUAAUAAAUGCAAAUAAAAUAAAUUAGUAAAUAUAGGUACUUUUCUAGUAUUAUAUCAUUAAUUAUAUCUAUACUAUCAAAAAUAAUACACAACUAUCUUAUGGAAAUAAAUUUAAAAUAAUAUGUUGUAGUAAUAGUAUCAGUUGUUAGUAAAAAUAUUAUGUAAUUUUCUUUAGGUACUAAAGAAAAUGCAGGUAAAAAAAUAUUAUUCAAUUAUGUUUGAUAUAACAUUGGAAAUUAAAACUGGUUAAAUCUGAACAAAAUUAUUAAUAAUUUUCAGCAAAAUCUAUUGUAAUAGUGAUGUAUUGCACGACAUACAAAUGGCUCAUGUUUAUCCGGAUUCUAAAACGUUUGUCGAUAAAAAACUCAUAUACACAGAGUCCGAGAUACUAGAUAAAUAUAAAAAUUUGAAGAAUAAAUAUAACGGUAAUGUCCCUCCAAAUUCUGAGUUGAUAAAGUUCAUCGACGAAAAUCUAAAUAACGGAGAUGAAUUGGAAGUGUGGUCUCCAACAGACUUUACGGAUACGCCGUCGAUCGCUAAUCGAAUCAAAGACCCAAAUUACAAACAAUGGGCGUAUGAAUUGAACCACGUAUGGAAAACUUUAGCGAGAAAAGUUAAAGACGACGUGAGAUUACAUCCGGAUAAAUACUCGUUGAUAUGGGUUCCAAACGGGUUCGUCAUACCAGGAGGCAGAUUUAGGGAACUCUACUACUGGGACACGUAUUGGAUUGUCAAUGGACUGUUGCUGUGCGAUAUGGCCACCACGGCUAAAGGCGUGAUCGACAAUAUCAUAUCGAUGGUGAGUCAGUUUGGUUUCAUGCCUAACGGCGGACGAGUAUACUACCUGAACAGAACACAACCGCCAAUGCUUAUUUUGAUGGCGUUGAGUUACUAUAAAGCUACCAACGAUUUUGAAUACAUUAAGAAAAUCAUUACAGUAAGUUAUAAUUCGAAAAAUCACUACACGUUUUCAAUACAAAUUAUUGAUUUAGGACCUCGACAGUGAGUUCUAUUAUUGGAUGAAUAACCGGAUGGUUACUUUCGAGAAAGACGGGAAAUCAUACACAAUGGCUAGAUACUACGCACCGUCGACAGGACCAAGACCAGAAUCCUACAGGUUUAUAUAAUAAAAAUUUAAUAAUAAUUUUAAUAGGUUUUUAAUAAUCUUUACGAUAUUACGAUAAUUAUUUAAAUUUUUAAUACGAUAUAGAGAGGACUACGAGGUAGCUGAAAAAUACUACGAUACGAAAGAGAAAAGAGAAGACUUCUAUGUGAGAAUGAAGUCUGGAGCCGAAACCGGGUGGGAUUUCUCUAGCAGAUGGUUUAUAACUGCCAACGGUUCAGAUCGCGGUAAGUAUAAUAUUCACUAUAAGUCCAUAAUUCCUAUUUAUUUGAAUUAAAAGGUUACAAUAUACUCAUAAAAUUUAUAAAAUACGGAUGUCCUAUAUGCAGGUCAAUUGCCUGACGUCCAAACGCAUAAUAUUAUCCCGGUCGAUUUGAACAGUUUGUUACACGUAAAUGCACUUACAUUGAGCACGUGGUUUGAACAGAUGGGCAAUACGAAUAAAGCCGCCAAGUACAAAACCAUCGCUGAAAACUUCCUCACCAAUAUACAAGAAGUAAGUACUAUCACUCAUAUUUUAGAUUCUCAUCAGAACGAGUAAUGUAUUGGUUUUACAAUGGUGUUUUUAGAUUCGGAUUGUAGCGAGAGAUCUAUUGGUUUUUACCGUGUGGGGUUUUUUUUUUUUUUUAGUUUUUUCUAUCUAUAAACAACUUUACUAACAAAAAUCUUGCUCCAUGAUAUCAAGUUUAGCACUAUUUCUGAAAUGUAAUUUCCAAUGGUUUGUUCAUUAAUGGUCAUUUUUUGAUUUUUCUAAGAAGUUUUAAAAAUAAUUUUCAAAAACCCGAACGAAAAUUAAAAAUAAAACGACAAAUAUUUACGGCGCGACACGACGUUAACGUUUUGAUGGUUUUUAAUUUUUGCAACUUACGUCUUUUACCAGAAAUAUUGUUCCAGUAGAAGAAUGAUCAAAAAACGGAAAAAGAAAAUAUUUUUUUGAUAUCUAAAGUAAGUAGUUUUCGUAAUAAUUGAGAAAUACCCCAAAAGACGAAAACUACGAUUUUUCAAAAUUACAAUAGUAGUAUUCAUUUAUUUUAAAUUUUUAUAUUUUUCCUUAGUGUACCAGAAUAUCGUUCCAAUAAAAAUUGACAACAGACCUUUUUUUUUGAAUUAAUCUUUUUCGGGAGUAAAUAAUUCGUUUUUUGAUUUUCUUUGUAGUUAAUUUAAAAAUUGAAAAAAAUCAAAAAUACGUAGAAAUAUGAGGAAAAUUUACGAAAAUAAUUUUUUUUAUUAUUUUAAAUUUUUUUUUUUCUUGUGGCAAUUCAGUUAAAAAUAUUCGACAUUACUUGACAUUUUAACAGAAAACUUAUACUUAUUUUUCUAUGUGUAGUUAAAUUUUUCAAAACAUUUAAGCUAAUUUUGAGUCAUUUAUAGACAUUUUAAUUUUGAAAAUUGUUUACGUAAUUUUUAUUUGGUAGGUAAUCUAUGGAUAAAAUUGUUAGACUAAAUAGAACUGGUUGAAGAUUUGUCAGAAAAUUCUUAAUUAGUUGUACUGAAUAGUCAAAAAAAAAAAAUUAUUGUAAUGUAAUAUAUAUUUAUUUUUUUAAAUUUUAAAAAUAUUUCGUAAAUAUUACAGCCUUUCAAGUCAUGUUUAUCUGAACUCCGUUCAGAAUCGUUUUAUCUUAACAAUGAUUAACUGUUGCGUACAGGUAUACAUGAAAUUAUUAUAAUAUAAUGCAUAUUUAUUGUUUAUGAUAGGUUAUGUGGAGACCGGAUAGAGGUGCAUGGUUCGACUGGGAUUUAAUAAACAGCAAACAUCGAGAUUAUUUUUUCGUAUCGAAUAUCGUACCAUUGUGGACGGGAAGCUAUAAUAUGCCGAAAAAAUCCGUGGCUUCUGCGGUGUUAGGAUAUUUAAAGAACGAACAUAUCAUCGAACCAGAUUAUAGCAUAAGUUUUAACGGUGAGAUUAAUUUAUAGUAUCGAUGAUUGAAACAAUUAUUAAACAAAACUGAUCAAUUUUUUUAGAAAUAGUUUAACUAAAAUUUGCUGUUUGCAUUUCCGACACAUUACAUAGAAUAAUAAUAAUUUAUUGUUCAAAUACGAUUUUCUCUGAUCUAAAAAUCAGUAUUAAUAAUAAUUUAUUUUCAAAGGAACUCCAACGUCAAUGUAUUCAUCGUCGCAACAGUGGGAUUUCCCAAAUGCGUGGCCCCCGCUCCAAGCUUUCCUCAUUCAGGGUCUGGAUAGGACGCAACAAAAACUCGCACAGCAGGUGGCAGAAAAAUUGGCGGAUGUCUGGCUGCGCACAAAUUACAAAGGAUUCGCAGAAAAAUCAAUGAUGUUCGAAAAAGUGCGAUAUUAUACACGUUAUAAAAUACAUUUUUUAAAAAAACCUACGCGUUACCUUAUAAUUGUAUGCAUUCUAACGUCAUUAUUUUUAUUUUAGUACGACGUAUUAGCCGCAGGAGAAACAGGUGGCGGUGGAGAAUAUACUCCACAGACAGGAUUUGGUUGGACAAACGGAGUCGCAUUUGAGUUUUUAAACCGAUGGGGGAAUAUAGUUUCAUACGACCCGAACGGUAUGUUAACAUUUUGAAACAUGAAAUACAUAAUAUUAAAAAUAUUUGUACACAUAAAUUAUACAAAAUUAAUCUUUUUGUUAAGUUUAAGUAAUACUAUUUUCGAAAAAUCAAUUAUCAACUAAAUGUCAUGAAAACGUGUUGAUUCAUAAUCUUAUAAUACCUACUCGUAUACUUGUGUCAACAGAGUUUAAGUUUGUGCAUCACUAAAAAAAAUCCUUAAAAUGUAAAUUACAAAUAUUUAAUUUGCAUAACGUUCAAAAAAAAAAAAAAUAGAUUUUAUUCAAUAUCGAUGUGUUUACGAUCUAAUAAUGAUAUGUGAAUAAUUUUCAUAAUAUUUUGAUAUUGUUUGCUUAAUAAUUCCAAAGUAUUUAGUAAUACAUGGUGGCAUAACAAAAUGCAUUUAUUUAAUACAUUUAGGUUCUGGAUUAAGUUAGGUUUUUGACACAAAAUGCUAUUAGUUAAUUUCAAAUUUGAUAGAAUGAAAGACAAAGUUUAAUUAUUUCUGCUCUUUAAUGAUCUUUGAUUUAAAUAAAUAUUGAUGAUCAUAGAUCAAAUCAAUAAUUUUGUAUUGCUUAAUACAUUAAAAUUAUCGAAGACAAUAGUUUCCUAUUUUUAUGUAGAAUUAAUUUUUUUAUAUAUUUGUAUCAUUGAAUGUACUGUGUCAGGCUGAGGUUUUGUGGGGGCCUGUGCGAUCUUUAAAUUUGAGACUCCUUUUUUGUUUAUUUUUGGCUAUACGAUUAAUGUUUCUCACAAAUCAAACAAUUUUACCUGGUCCAAUGUUACUUCAUACAUCUUUAAAGUAAUUUACAAUUUGGUUGAAAUUCAGUUUGUAUAGGAUAAGUUGUUUGAAGUAUUUAAAUGUUUUUCGUUGACAAAUCCAAUAGAUAAAUAUAGAUAUGACCCAAGACCAAAGAGGUACUAGGGUUUUGUUAGAAAUUUAAAUUAUAAUAAUAUAAUAAUCAAAUACAAACUAACUUUUAUUGAAAUCAUCAAAAAUAACUGAUUUAUAGAAAUAUUAUUUUGAAAAUUACACAAUACAUUUUUUUCUUACUCAUUUUGCUGCUAAUGUAUCAAUUAUUUCGUCAUAGCUUAAUGAAUUGACAAUAUUAUGUUCAAUAUUGGUAUGAGCUAGAUCAGAAAACUUGUGCUGGGAUAGAGUAUUUCUUAAGUAAUGUUUUAUUAAUUUUAAAUUUGAAAAUAAACGCUGUGUAAACGCAAUUGUUCUGUUAGCUAAAUUGAUAGCUAUAACUGAGUGUAUAUCAUUUUUUUUCCUACUGUCUGUAUUCUUACAAAAUUUGUUUUCACCUCAAAAAAAUUAUCACCCUGAGCAGCCAGCUGCUCCCCCUUCCUCCAUUAACUCGAUAGUAAGAUUACGGGGUGCCAUUAUCCUUGCGCGAGCCCGGAGCCGAAUCGCUCGCACUACCUUAGGGCCAGCACUGUGUACAACUGUUAAUAUUAAAAUUUUUCGGUUUUUGAAAUAAUAGUAUAUCAUUGAAUAGAAAUUCUCUUUUAAUUAACAAUUCACUUUAAAUAGGUUUUAUAUAAAAGAAAAUAAUAUUUUUUUUCACUACUUAGAACCAUUUCGUUUUAUGUAACUUGGUGAUAAAAAAUAGUUCAUUUUUUCAAUACAAAAAUCGUUUGAUUAGAAUAAAACCUUUUUAUCUCAGGGGAUAACAUCAGAAAAACAAUGAAUUUGUUUUAGCUGUGAAAAUAUAGAAUAAUGUAAAAAAAAAAAAAAAAUAGUACUCUGAAAAUGGUUAUUUAAAAUAAUCGAUCUAUGUAGACAUGUAAUAACGCAUUAGGAACUAUUAAAAAAGUACUAAUCACUUUUCACGACUAGUGAAUACCUAAGUACGAAAAAUUAUAUUAAUUUGAAUAAGGUCACAAACUGUAAUUCGGUUAAAAACUUUAUGUAAGUUUAUUUACUUGAUAACAUUGCAUUACCUAUGUCAAAUAUACGGCAUAAUUUAUCAUCUCUAGACUCCAAGAGCAUGUUUUGAAUAAUGUCGUUUUUGUGUUUUUAUAGGAUUUAACUGCAGUGAUAAUAGUUACUUAUGCAAUUUCAAUAAGAUCAAACAGCAUUUAAUGUUUUGGGCAAAUAAAAAUGUUGGUAGAAAAGAGAAAUAAUAUUUAUUAUAUCAUCCUUUUAAAAUCACUAAAAUAAAGCACUCGUAAAAAAAAAAAAAAAAACGAUAUUUCAUAUUUUGCAAAUUUCAUUUCGGUGACACAUAAUAAUGCAAAUAAUAGCACUUCAUAAAAACACUCAAUAUAUUAUGUAGUACCUCACUAGUGGUUUUUAGUUAUUUGAAAAUAUUAAUUAGUUUCUAAAAUAAAAUAAGUACUGGUACUUCAGAUACUCACUAGACGAAUACCUAAUACAAAAUAAAAUAUUAAUAUUUGUAUUCUGUUGUUUUUUUUUUUUAGAAUUAAGGAGAGCAGGAUAAAUCACGUUGUCCGACGCGUCGCCGCCCUUGCACCACCGGAAAAUUAUUAUAAUUAAAUUUACCGAGCCUCGAUGAACGCUGAUAAAUCUAAAGAAGAAGAUCAGUAUUAACUAAUUUAUUUAUAAUAGGUACAUUUAAAAAUAAAAAAAAUAAUUUACAUACAAAUAAUGUACAAAAUACAUCAUUUUACAUCGUUUCUAAUGAGUAAAAUAUAAUUAUUACGAUAUUUCAUUACUUUAAUAAUUUAUUAAAAACACAACAACAAUGAAUACGUAUUUUUUUUAAAUUCUGAGUGCAACGAGGAGUGUAUUGGUUUUACUAUGAUGUGUAUAUUUUUGUUUUUUUUUUGUUGUGUUUGAAAACAACUUUUUACCUGAAAUCUUGGUCCAAUCAAAAAACGACAAGAUAAUAUUUUUGUGACAUUUUGUAUCUAGUUCGUUCAGUGGUACCGAACUCAUAUAAAUGAAGCGAUCGCUUCAGUUCUUAUAACAAUAAGGAUGGGUGGGUAAAAUUAGAAGGCAGAUAAAAUUUGAAGGCGUAUGAAGUAUUACAUAAUAUCAUACUCAUACACAAUGGUAAAAACUAAUAAAAUGUUUAAAUAUCAAAAAUUCAUUCAUAUUCCGCAUCUAUUUUAAUAACGAUGCAGUAGGUUAGAAAGCAUUUACAGUACUGAAGGUCCCAGGAUGCCUCAUAUUUGUUUCACAGCUGGGACCAUAAUAUUUUUUAAGGAGAGGUGGGCUGUUUAUAUAUACUUUGUGGGUUUGUAUCUUUUAAUGACCUAACUUUCGCUCAAAUUAAUUAAGAGCGUUCUUUUUCGGGUUAGAGGAAGGGUGUUAACUUGAAGCAUACUUCAGGCAUAAAUCCAUGUAAAAAUGUCACGGCAAUAAUGUUAUUGCGUUAAGAAAUGUCACUGAAUACAAAUUUGUAAAACCCAACAAUUAGAUUUUUCGAUUUUUUUGUUCAUCUAAUUCUAGUUUUGUUUAUAUUUAGUUCUUUAUAAUUAAAAAAAAAUAUUUCCUUACAUUUUUUAUGUAUAGGUAUUGUAGUAUCAUUUAUGCCUACAGUCUAUUUAGUCAAAUUUUAUAAAUUAAUAAACAAUAUUCUA
Cinara cedri is the source of this 11481-nucleotide messenger RNA. NCBI's taxonomy places the organism in Eukaryota, Metazoa, Arthropoda, Insecta, Hemiptera, Aphididae. The record is from the annotation of a GenBank genome assembly.